Molecule: messenger RNA, 888 nt
Organism: Juglans microcarpa x Juglans regia
Lineage: Eukaryota; Viridiplantae; Streptophyta; Magnoliopsida; Fagales; Juglandaceae
Exons: 4
Coding region: 53-628 (191 amino acids)
Source: RefSeq, a predicted model, not a curated record
UCUCUUCUACGUACGUUCUCAAGCGCGCAGCAGCUCAUGUGCUGAGACGAAAAUGGAAGAUGGAAGACAAUCAGCUUGCUCGUCUAUGGCGAUGUCUCUUGUUUCUAGGUUGGAUCAUUUGGAUUUCAUGAUCAAGUAUUUGGAAAGAAAGCAAAGAAUACCAAUAUGGAGAAGCAAUGAUAGUUUGCUGCUGGAACAAGCAGGACUGCAGAGGGAAUGCAUCCCAAUGGAUUUGGCAGUAAAGGAGGCUGGCUUUAAAGGGUCACUGUCUGAUCGGGUGGCAUCUCUUGAACAUAGGCUUUCUCAGCUAUGCCUAGAGAUGCAAUCUAGCAGCACAUCAGGCUCCUCAUCACGCGAUUCAACACAAACACUUGCUGACACUUCAAGCCUAGGAUUCAACAUCAAUCCCAAUAUCCAUGGUCACAGACCUGUAUCCCAUGAUGUCAGUGUGAAUAGGCUCGAAAUUCAGCGAAAACCUCAUGGAGUGCCAGAAAAGUUGAAGAUUGCAAGUCCAGAUGCGAAUCAGCACCUUGGGAAUAGUAGGCCCAAUAAGAACAAGAAGAAAUGCAAAAGCCAGAAAACGGGAAUUUCUGCAAAUUGGCCACUCUUAAAAAUGCUAGGUUGCUAAUAGCGAUAUUUCUUUUCUUUUUUCAUUACUCUAUGUUAAUUUAGUGAAAUCUUUUAGUACCACUAAAGAUUUCAUUAAUACUCUUUUCUUCUCAGCGUAGAAACCAUCUGGGGUUCUUGUAAUGAGUUGUAAGAUCACUCCUACCACUGAUUUUCCAAUCCUUUGAGAAAUAAAAAUAAUAAUCAGAAAUUAAAAUAAGGGUAUUUUUCUAUCUAUAUAUGGAUCUUUUUUACAUGAAAUCACGUUAAUUUAUAAAUUUA